This is a messenger RNA of Talaromyces amestolkiae, 891 nucleotides long. RefSeq lists its product as uncharacterized. The transcript is spliced from 2 exons. Gene Ontology annotation, molecular function: oxidoreductase activity. The coding region runs from base 1 to 891 and encodes 296 amino acids. Lineage: Eukaryota; Fungi; Ascomycota; Eurotiomycetes; Eurotiales; Trichocomaceae. The record is from RefSeq and is a predicted model, not a curated record.
AUGAACAAAAGCAUCUCUUCGGAGUCCGAUGGCUCCUACAAAAUCACGAUUGAAAUGGAAGAGAAAAUGGACGUCCCAGAGAUCUCAUCACUCGCAAUGAUGGAGCUUAAGAUGGUAGCCCGUGAAAGUAUCACGUACGUAGCGGGUCCAGCAGCUAUCUUGCUCCAAAUAGCACACCCUCUCGUCGGACAAGGCGUAGCAGAUCAUAGCACUUUUGCUAAGCGAGCCAUCAGCAGAGCUGAAUAUACGCAGAUGUUUAUCUACUGUAUGAUAUUUGGUACCGAUUCAGAGAAAGCAGCCAUGAAAGAUUAUGUCGACAAGGCACAUUCACGAGUGGUCGGUGGAGAGGGUAAGCGAGCAUACAACGCACAAAACCCUGAGCUACAGCUUUGGGUUGCCGCCACCAUAUAUGCCUCCAUCGUCGGCAUGUAUGAGCUAAUUUAUGGACCACUACCGAAGGCUCGAGCAGAGCGUGUGUAUCAAGCAUUUUCUAUCAUGGGAACAUCCUUACAACUUCCUCAAGAGAUGUGGCCAAAAAACCUAAGCGCAUUCAGGGCAUAUUGGAACGACAUGGUAGAACACCAACUAUUGGUUACGAAUGAUGCCAGAGCCGUUUUCCAUGCCAUUCGUGCGUCGCAUUACAUUGGAGCAACUUCCUCCCACGGUGCGCGAUCAGUUUAUGCUAAAGUCAACCAAGACAUCGAGAGCAAUAUCUGGUCUGUUUAUCUCUGGGAUGUCUGGUGUAUAUCCCAUGCUGCCUUUGUUUUUGAGGCAGGCCACAAAGACCUACAUGAUGAGAACGAUGAGACGGCGGAUGAAGAAGCGAGGUGGUCAACUGAUAAAACCAUGAUUGUCGGACAAGUACUUGAAACUUUGUGUCGGGCACAUUGA